AUAAUGAUAUGCAGACGCAUAAAUGAUUAAUACAAUCAAGUGUGAGACUAGAUAAAGCUAUCGAUAAAUUGAACUGACACAGAAUCGGUCGGCACAACUCUCGCAGAGCUUUAACGUUUGUGAUUCCAGUAUAACACACUUUGAGAGCGCUGCUUUUGAAGAGACGGAAUUGAAAACGGGAGACGAUGAAGUUCGCGGUAAUAUCGGUGACUAUUUUCACCCUUCUUUGGGGAUCUCAUUCAAGUCUGAGCAAGGAAAUCGAGGGGUUAUUUCCACGAGUCGUCACACCACUUGGAGAAAUCGAAGGGUAUUAUAAGAUUUCUAAUAGCGGUCGGCGAUACGAAGCCUACGAGGGAAUUCCCUACGCCGAGACACCGAUUGGAGAAUUAAGGUUCAGGAUCGCAAAAUGCAUCUCACCAUGGCCGGGAGUCCUGAUGGCGAAACGAUUUGGACCCCCCUGUUUGCAGUAUAAUCAUUUAGUCGGCAAUGAUACUAACAGGAUCCGCGGCUCCGAGGACUGUCUUUACAUGAAUAUUUACACCACGAUUGCGGAUGACGAUCGGUACAAAAUAAACAUCGAGUCAAGCCAACUGCUUCCGGUUGUAUUCUUCAUUCAUGGAGGUGCAUUUCAAUACGGAAGCGGGUCCGAUUACAGAUCCAAGUAUUUACUCGAUAGGGAGGUCACCCUGGUUACCUUUAAUUACAGACUAGGACCGUUCGGUUUUCUGAGUACGAAGGACGCGACGGUCCCUGGAAAUAUGGGGCUCAAGGAUCAGGCAAUUGCGCUACGCUGGGUCGCCGAUAACAUUCGGCACUUCGGCGGGGAUCCAUCUAGGAUUACGAUUAUCGGUCAGAGCGCCGGGGGAGCUAGUGUGCAUUACCAUUACCUGACGAAUCUCAGCGCAGGCUUGUUUAGGGGCGGAAUGUCACUGAGCGGGACUGCAUUGGAUUGUUGGACGCAGACAGAAGGAGCUCUGCAAAAGACGAAGAAACUUGCAACAAUCGUUGGAUGUCCAUCGGAAGAUGUUCCAGCAAUGGUGGACUGUCUGAGAACUCGACCAGCUCAUCAGAUCGUCAAAGCUGUCGGAGAUUUUAUGCCGUGGCUCUACAACCCUUAUUCUCCCUUUGGACCAGUGGUCGAGAAAGGCGGCAGCGAGUUUACGUUCCUCGAUAGGUCUCCCAUUGAAAUAAUAAAUUCUGGUCAAGUGCAGGACGUUCCAUGGAUCACGAGUAUUACAAGCGAGGAGGGCCUUUACCCAGCUGCUGAUUUUGUGGCCAGUGAAAAGCUCCUCAAACAAUUGAACGACAACUGGGAAUCAAUCGCGCCUCAUCUACUCGACUUCAAUUAUACGGUUCCAAAAUCUGAUCGGUCACAUGCUGCUAGACUAAUUAAGCAACAUUAUUUGGGAACAAGACCAAUCGACAAAUCUACUGUCAAGGAAAUCAUACAAAUGGUUGGUGAUCGCUUGUUUGUGUACAAUGGCAUCGAGGCUGCAAGACUUCAAGCUCGGGUCAACCAAAGUCCUGUACGAUUUUAUUAUUUUUCGUACAGAGGAGCUCACAGUUUGAGUGAAUCGAUGAGUCGCAGUACUAAGGACUUUGGAGUCUCUCACGGUGAUGAUCUUGCAUACGUAAUGCAAUCGUUCUUCGAUCCCACAACCACACAAAACGAUCGGGAUAUGCAAGAGAAGCUUCUUGAUCUCUGGGUAUCUUAUGCCACGGAAGGUGUUCCUAAUGUUGGUGUCGAAUGGCCCAACUUAAGCAAAUCAACAGACGGAUUUCCUUAUCUGUAUAUUACAGGACCAAAAGAAUUCAGCGUGAGGUACACACCGAACUAUGGAGAAAAGAAAUUUUGGGAUAGCAUCAAUUUUCGUGAAAAUGUAAUGCGUUCAAAAGAUUAUAAGGAUCAGAAGAAAAUCGAGUUGUAAAGUUAUGCUUAGCGGGAGCUUCAUAUUCAAUAUGCAAAACUCUUUGAAUGCCAUUGACAUUUAGUUUGUUUAAACCUAUUUGCGA
Molecule: messenger RNA, 2013 nt
Organism: Diprion similis
Lineage: Eukaryota; Metazoa; Arthropoda; Insecta; Hymenoptera; Diprionidae
Product: venom carboxylesterase-6-like
Exons: 8
Coding region: 186-1928 (580 amino acids)
Source: RefSeq, a predicted model, not a curated record